Messenger RNA from Loxodonta africana (African savanna elephant), 6170 nucleotides. RefSeq names its product zinc finger protein 212 (gene ZNF212). The record is from RefSeq and is a predicted model, not a curated record. Gene Ontology annotation, biological process: regulation of DNA-templated transcription. NCBI's taxonomy places the organism in Eukaryota, Metazoa, Chordata, Mammalia, Proboscidea, Elephantidae. Gene Ontology annotation, molecular function: DNA-binding transcription repressor activity, RNA polymerase II-specific. The transcript is spliced from 6 exons. The coding region runs from base 1847 to 3601 and encodes 584 amino acids.
UGGGGGGCUCCAUUCUGUGUUUUGAAGGAGGCAAAUCUUAACAAGUUGAGAAAUUAAACAGACAAGGUUCAAUUGAGUUUUUUAGAGAGGGGGGCCCAGUGCAGUGAUUUGAUUGGGAGGGGGCAGUGCCACUUUUUAAAAGCAUUUGCACAAAGUCCACAUUGUCAUAAUAUAGAUCAUGGAGAAUUAGUCCAACGAAUUUUAUUGGCUGUUGGGAGAAUGAAGAAGAGUGAGGAAUCACUACAGAGGCAUGGGUUUAAAAGUGUGAGCACAUACAUCUAGCCUGGUCCCUUCAUUUUACCCUCAAGGAGCUGAUUGCCAAAGAGGUUUUGUGAAUGAGCUAGUGAGGGAGCCAAGACCAAUUCGCUGGUUACCGGGUACCAGUCUGGUGGAUCUCGCUGCACCAAGCAUCCCUCAGCAUGCCCCAGAGAGUCCAAAAUUGAGCUUGACCACAGAACUUACCUGAGAUUGUGAUAUUCAGAAUGCCACCCUCUGCCAGUUCCCAGGCAGUAGGAGCCUCGGCAUGGACCCCGGAGUCCACCUACUGAAGCAGAACAGGGGUCUUAUUUUCCUCCUAAAAAAAUAUUUUAAUGGUAAAAAUUCAUAGUAAACCAAGAGAGUGAAACGCUUUCCUACCAGACUGCUGAGAAGCAUCCAGUGCUAAGAACUUCAGUGUCCUUCCAGAUCUAUAGUCAAUUUCCCAGACGUUUGUUUGCUUCCUCAUCUCAGGGUAUGCUUUCUUUUCUGGGCUUUCUGCCCCCCGUCUGCCUGGAGAUUCCAACAGGGCCGUGGGAUUGCACUGCACAGCACUGUCUCUACCUGGUCGCCAGAUUCCUGGUGAUGAGUGGGCCUCUGCAGAGGCUGCUGCUCAGAAGUAGAGAACUGGAGUGGUGGCCUUUUGAGCAGCCUCAUGGAAGCUCAUGGCCUCAGUCCCUUUACCUUUUGUCAAUUUGUGUCUUAAUGUAUAGAAAAAGGAAGGCUGAGGAAUAGUGGGGGGACUGGAUCAUUAUUCGACAUUUAGUAAACACCUCCUUUUAGGGAACAAAGAAGUACAAGACCCAGUCCUUUCCCUCCAGGAGCCCGAAGUCUAUGAUAUCUGUGAGAACAAAAUCAUAUGGCUAUAUGAAUGUGGUGGGGGCUUGAGAAGUACACACUUGAUCUCCCCAAGUCACCCUACAAGGAUACCAGACUAGGUAACCUUGGGAGACACUGGUCUAAAGAGGCCAUUUUGUUCCAUAAAUCUCCUUUUUAGUGUUUAACCAUGUCUAGUCAGGAUGGCACUAUAGGGGUACAGGUGAUUGGAGUUGAGUGUCUUAGUCUCCUAGGGCUACCAUAAGAACAGAAAUUCAGUUUCUCAGCCAUGGUUUCCAAACCAAAUCUCCCAACACACUAUCUCACAGCAGCACCAAGACGGGAUUAAGUAUCUGAAACCAGGGUGAGCUUGGAAAAUCCAAGGCAUGUGAGUACCUUAGUUAGGCUACGGUGGGUUGGCCUGGCACCUGACCCCAACUGUUUAUAUGGGGAAGUGUGUUUCCAGUUUCUAAAAAAGCAAGUUGCAAGGGGUGAACUUUUGGAAUAACCAGGCCACUUGCCAUUUGGGGCCACAUCUCUUUUCCCCGACUAGAUUACAUGUUCUUCCCUCAGGACAGAAUCUAAGUUUUGUACAAUCUUUAGUCCCUUGGCACGCCUCGCGGAGUGCUGGGCACAUGGAAAACUCAGCCAAGGGCCUUCGUCGGCCUUUUGUUCUGAGCGUGCCCUUGACAGAGACAGACAGGGCCCUCCUGAACCGUCCAGCCCAGAGCUCCAGGCUGCUGUUCACCCUCCGGCCACAAGGGGCGCGGCGGGGAUGCACUCGGUGGAUCCAGGCGGCAAAGACCGUCUUGGCUGGAAGGCCCCCGCUCCUAGAAUGCACCGCGCGUCUCCCAGCAUGCCCCUGCGUCAACACAGCGGCGGCGGCUUCCAGCUGUGUCCGGCGCGGCCGGGAAACCAGGCGUCGCGGGCGUCGAGGGCGGCGGUGACGAUGGCGGAGGCGGCGCCAGCGUGGGUGGAACUCACUGGAAGUCUGCAGCUCCAGCCCCAACGAGAAAUCUCUGCCCAGAAUGUAUUCCGGUAUUCUGGCUAUGUAUACUUGCACAAGAGAAAACGUUGCUCCACACCUUUAAGUUCUUCCACACUUCCUCCACAAGCAACAGAAAAAAGCUCAUACCUGCAGACUGCAGAGAUCUCACUCUGGACCGUGGUGGCUGCUAUCCAGGCCGUGGAGAAGAAAAUGGAGUCCCAGGCUGCCUGGCUACAGAGCCUGGAGGGGCGCACGGGGACGGCCGAGAAGAAGCUGGCUGACUGUGAGAAGAUGGCCGUGGAGUUCGGGAACCACAUGGAGAGCAAGUGGGCCGUGCUGGGGACGCUGCUGCAAGAGUACGGGCUGCUGCAGAGGCGGCUGGAGAACAUGGAGAACCUGCUGCGCAACAGAAACUUCUGGGUCCUGCGGCUGCCCCCGGGUAGCAAGGGCGAGGUGCCCAAGGUGUCCAGGUCAUUUGUGGAUGAUGAAGUCUGUCUUUCAGAGCAGGAGUGGGAGAACCUGGAGGACUGGCAGAGGGAGCUUUACAGAAAUGUGAUGAAGAGCAACUAUGAGACUCUGGUCUCUCUGAAGGUUCUUGGCCAACCCGAUGGAGAAGCAGAGUUGGGUGCAGAGAUGCUGGGUGGCUUGGAGGAGGAAGGCCCUGGUGAUGCCCACCCAGUAGACAGGGGCACGAUCAAACAGGAGGUAGAGUACCAGCAGGAAGGCUUUGCAGAGCUUUCUGGAGAGUUCCUGGGCACAGCUGAAGAGCAAGCUCUCCUGAGCCCAGAGCAGACAGUGCUCUGGGAUGGUCAGGGCAGCUCUGUCUCCAUGGAGUCAGGCCCCAGGGGCUUGGAUGCAGAGGAGCCCAUUGAGAGCAGUGGAGACCCCAGCAGGGUCAGGACUCAGGGAGGCCGCCGGAAACCGGCAUCCAGUAGGCAGGCACAACUGGGUCAGGAAGGGCAGCCGGGCCUGCAGCUGCAGAGGGACACCACUGGCCCCUACGGGUGUUCUGAGUGUGGAGUCAGUUUCUGUGGCAAGCAACAGCUGGUCCUGCACCAGCAAAUCCACUCGAGGUGGGUGUCUCACGAAGACCCAGAGCCCAGGGAGGACCUUCGACCCAGGCUGCAACUCAAGCCUCAGGCCAAGAAGGCCAGGCUGCAUCAGUGUGGCCUGUGCCCACGGAUCUUCAGUUGUAAGGUGAGCCUGACCACCCACCAGCGCUGCCACCUGCAAGAGGGGCCCGGGGCCGACCCAUGUACCCAGGAGAGGUUCUCGCCCAACAGCCUUGUCCCCCUCCCCGGCCACAUCCCUUGGAGGAGAAGCCGGAGCACCCUCAUUUGUGGCUACUGUGGCAAGAGCUUCAGCCACCCUUCCGACCUGGUGCGGCACCAGCGCAUCCACACGGGCGAGCGGCCCUACGGCUGCCCCGAGUGCGGCAAGAGCUUCAUCCAGAAACAGCACCUCCUGCAGCACCAGAAGACCCACCAGCGCAAGCGUGGGGGGCCAGCCCUUGAGCCUGGGAGGCCCAAAGGCCUGCUUUAAGGGGGCUGGCCCCUCGCCGUCCAGGGGGGCGGGGGGCGCGGCACUGGUCCCCCUGAAGAGCCGCUGCAGACAGGCAGGUUGGGUAGGCAGGCACAGUCUCCAGUGGUUUGCCUUCCUCUGACCCCAGGCUGGUACAGCGGCUCUCCUGAAGCCACGUGGGGCAGAGGGGUCUGGGGCCGGGCCUCUGGUGCCUCUCCACCUGCUGAGGUAGCUCUCUUGAGGUCCCCCUUGAGGGGCUGGGGAGACAGUCUCAAGGCCAGACCCAGCGUGAAUGUCUUCCUGUCAGGGUUGAGUGGGGCCAGAGGUCGAGCAGGUGUAUGGAAGAGCUCCAGGACGCACAGCCUCCUUUUCCUCCUGUUUUCAUAAAACAUAGAAGUAACUUUUAGUCAACUGCUUACCCUGCUCUGAAGAACCUUCUUUGGAAUUGGAUUUUUGUUGAUUUAAAAAAAUAUAUAGGCCAACACUUGUUUUCUAAAUUUCAAGAGUUGUUGAAGUCGUUCCUGACAUGGGGACUGGGCCUGCCCUGUAGGAGGGAACAGUUUUGGGGGCUCCUGGAGCCCACACAUAGGUCAGAGAUGAGGGUACAGUGUGCUGGGUGCCUCUGGGGGGCACUUGGCACUCUUCGUGGGGGCUCCUUAUCUGAAAAGAACCAAGAGGAAGAGAGGAGGCGGCUAGAGCCCACCACCCAGCCGGGAGUGAACGCUGGCCCUGGGGUUGGUUUCUCAGCACACCUCCGUGCCUCUGCCAGCCCUGUCCUGCCUGCAGCCCUGUCCUGCCUGCAGCCCUGUCCUGCCUGCAGCCCUGCAGCCCUGCAGCCCUGCAGCCCCGCAGCCUCUGGGAUGGAAGUCUGCUUUGUUCCCUAAUGCCGUUCAGAUUGUACCAGCGUUGGCUGAGCUUCUUCAGACUGCACCAGUUGUCACUUGAGGUUGUUCCAGCCACACAGUGUCCAAGACGAUGGAGAAAGGGCCCAUGGCUGCUUGCUCAGGAGUGUGAAUGGGAGUGGGCUCCUGGGCCAUGGUAAACGUCCCGAGGAUUUGCAGCUGCCUAGAAUAAAACCUGCUACUAGCAAAAACUUGCGCAUGUUGGGUUGUUUUUCUCCAUUCCUUACGAAUGCUUUCCUGGGCCAAGCUGGGGAGGGCCUGGAGCCUACCUAGCCUGCAUCUCCCCGUAAGCCCAGGACAGACAGUAGGAGGGCAGGCAUGCCUGAGAGUCUUUGUGGGACCGUGAGUGUGGUGGAGAACGGGCUGUCGCAGUGCGUGUCUGUGGUGAACAGGGGCCAUCGCAGCAUCUGUGUGUGCACAUGUGUGGUGAACGGGCCAUCGUGGUGUGUGUGUGUGGUGAACAGGGACCAUCACAGUGUGUGUGUGUGUGCACACGCCUGUGGUGAACAGGGGCCAUUGCAGUGCAUGUGUGUGUGAGAGUGUGAUGAACAGGGGCCGCCACAGUGCAUGUGUGUGUAUGUGUGCACCUGUGGUGAACAGGGGCCAUCGUAGUGUGCGUGCGUGUGGUGAACAGGGGCCAUCGCAGUGCAUGCGUGUGUGUGGUAAACAGGGUCCAUUGCAGUGCGUGUGUGUGUGUGUCUGUGUGUGUGGUGAACAGGGGCCAUCGCAGUGUGUGUCUGCGUGUGGUGAACGGGCCAUUGCAGUGCGUGUGUGUGUCUGUGUGUGUGGUGAACAGGGGCCAUCGCAGUGUGUGCGUGUGGUGAACGGGCCAUCGCAGUGCGUGUGUGUGUGUGCACGUGUGGUAAACAAGGGCCAUUGCGGUGCGUGUGUGUGUGUGGUGAACAGGGGCCAUCGCAAUGUGUGUGUGUGUGGUGAACAGGGCCAUCGCAACGUGUCUGUGCGUGUGGUGAACAGGGGCCAUCUCAGUGCAUGUGUGUGUGGUGAACAGGGGCCAUCGCAGUGCGUGUGUGUGUGGUGAACGGGGGCCAUCGCAGUGCGUGUGCGUGUGUGUGGUGAACGGGGGCCAUCGCAGUGCGUGUGUGUGUGUGUGGUGAACAGGGGCCAUCGCAGUGUGUGUGUGUGCACAUGUGGUGCACAGGGGCCAUUGUGGGGUGUGUGUGUGUGUGGUGAACAGGGGCCAUCGCAGUGUGUGUGUGUGUGUAUGCAUGUGGUGAACAGGAGCCAUAGUAGUGCAUGUGUGUGUAGUGAACAGGACUAUCUGUGUGUGUGUGUGUGUGGUGAACAGGGGCCAUCUCAGUGCAUGUGUGUGUGGUGAACAGGGGCCAUCGCAGUGUGUGUGUGUGUAUGCAUGUGGUGAACAGGAGCCACAGUAGUGCAUGUGUGUGUAGUGAACAGGACUAUCUGUGUGUGUGUGUGUGUGGUGAACAGGGGCCAUCGCAAUGCGUGUGUGUGUGGUGAACGGGGGCCAUCGCAGUGCGUGUGUGUGUGUGUGUGUGUGUGUAUGUGUGGUGAACGGGGGCCAUUGCAGUGCGUGUGUGUGUGUACUGGAGAACAGGGUCCAUCGCAAUGCGUGCGUGUGUGUGGUGAACAGGGGCCAUCGCAGUGCGUGUGUGUGCACAUGUGGUGCACAGGGGCCAUUGUGGGGUGUGUGUGUGUGUGGUGAACAG